AUGCUGAAGUGCGGGAUGAGCGGCAGUGCGGUGAAAGUAUUUGGGAAAGCAAUCCAAGCUCUGUCCCGAAUCAGUGACUUCUUGUGGCUUGACCCAUCUGAAAAAGGUCUUGCUCUAAGGACUCUGAAUUCUUCUGAGUCAUCAUAUGGAUCGAUCCUCUUCUCUCCUGUGUUUUUUCAACAUUAUCAGUGGUUGGCCCCAGUGAAAAUGAAAGACAAUGGCACAGCAUCUCGUUUAAAUUGCAAGUUGGGAAUGAAGUCAAUUCUGCCCAUCUUUAGAUACCUUAACUCCCUUGAGAGAAAUGUCGAGAAAUGCAAUAUAUUCACCAGUUCUGAUAACUGCAAAGUAGUUAUUCGAUUCUUCUACAGACAUGGUGUUAAAAGAACCCAUAACUUGCGUUUUCAAGAAAGUAUGCCUAUGCAAGUGAUCUUUGAAAAGAGUACAUGUUGUAAUACACUAAUGAUUCAGCCACGACUGCUUGCGGAGGCAAUUGUUCUUUUUACAUCAAGUCAAGAGGAAGUGACUCUGGCAGUUACCCCACUGGAUUUUUGCCUGAAGAGCCCUCAUGAGGAGUCAAUGGAUUUGACUAAUUCCGUUUACAGUGAGAUGUUCGUUGGCCCAGAUGAGUUUGACUUCUUUCAAAUUGGAGUGAAUACUGAAAUAACAUUUUGCAUGAGAGAAUUGAAGGGAAUGCUGAUGUUUUCAGAAGCUACACACGCACCUAUAUCCAUUCACUUUGAUUUUCCUGGAAAGCCCAUGGCAUUGAGUAUCGAUGAUAUGUUGUUGGAAGCCAACUUCGUUAUGGCCACCCUGGACGAUGGCCCCAGUGGGGCCUCCUCGCCGCGGUCCUCCCUGGCCCUAUCACAGACAGGAAGCAGGUCAGAUCUGGUACAGUCAAAUCCUGAGGCCAGUAAAGAUGCAACCAGCCAAGUCCCAGACCGUCUCUCUAGAAGAGCAACUGGAAGAUUCCACCGAUGCAUGGAUACCUCUAGGCCCCAAGAUCCUGGCAGCCCCGAGCUAGAAGUGGGGAGCACAAACAUCAGUGAGGUUCCCGAGAGUGUCGUCAGUGACCCUGAGGAAGGACCAGGCCAUCCACACCUCAGGAAGUUUUCCUGCAUGUUCUUUGGGGCCCUGGCACCAGACCAGCAAGAACACAGCCACCCUCUUGACCACGUGGCCACAGCAAGUGACAGUGAGGAAGACGCGGGUAACAGCAAUCUGUCACAGUCCAAGGCCGUGUGA
This is a messenger RNA of Ochotona curzoniae (black-lipped pika), 1242 nucleotides long. RefSeq names its product RAD9 checkpoint clamp component B (gene RAD9B). The record is from RefSeq and is a predicted model, not a curated record. Gene Ontology annotation, biological process: DNA repair; DNA replication checkpoint signaling; mitotic intra-S DNA damage checkpoint signaling. Gene Ontology annotation, cellular component: checkpoint clamp complex. The transcript has 11 exons. Bases 1 to 1242 code for a protein of 413 amino acids. Lineage: Eukaryota; Metazoa; Chordata; Mammalia; Lagomorpha; Ochotonidae.